Messenger RNA from Mesocestoides corti, 666 nucleotides. NCBI's taxonomy places the organism in Eukaryota, Metazoa, Platyhelminthes, Cestoda, Cyclophyllidea, Mesocestoididae. The record is from the annotation of a GenBank genome assembly.
AUGAGUUUUUCCGCCUCUCUAGUGGCUGGGACGGCAGAUCAAUGGGCCUCAUUCCCCCUUCCACUUGCUCAUCGCAGAAAGAGCCCAGAUCAACUGGAACCGUCAGUGACAACGACUCGCAUGAACAGUUUGUUUGAAGGCUAUCGUUCACCGCCUGCCACAGGAUGUGUCAUCGGUUUGAAUGUGGAAAAGGAACGAAAGCUCUCAGCACCGCGACUUCCUACGCCCUCUGCCGCGUCCAGCGCCUAUCACCAUCGCCAGCACCAUGCGAGACCACGACGGCACACUUAUGCCACGGUUGGGGAAAGAGUGGGAGGUACCAAUCAGCACUGGAGACAGCCGCGCUUUGAAUUAGCUGACGAUGCAAACACCAAAAACGCACAAUUCGAACAUGGUCAUCACACCCUACGGGCAGUACCCAACCAGACUGGUACCACGGGAGCACGCGCCUCCGAUCCCCUCAGAACCGAAAGUCGCGUCAUCACCUUCGAUGGGAAACGCAGCGCGCUUCACGAGGUGCCACCACAGAUCUUCUCGCACCACUACCACCAUCACCAGCCAAAACAGCCUACGAAGAAGACUUCACAUCGGGUUCGGGGGCUUUGCUGUUCUCUCCUAAUUCUCACAACCCUUAUAGCCUACUUUGAGUGCAGGACUGUUGCUUAA